Messenger RNA from Poeciliopsis prolifica (blackstripe livebearer), 6714 nucleotides. RefSeq names its product C2 domain containing 3 centriole elongation regulator (gene c2cd3). Lineage: Eukaryota; Metazoa; Chordata; Actinopteri; Cyprinodontiformes; Poeciliidae. Bases 142 to 6621 code for a protein of 2159 amino acids. Gene Ontology annotation, cellular component: centriole; centriolar satellite. The record is from RefSeq and is a predicted model, not a curated record. The transcript has 33 exons. Gene Ontology annotation, biological process: cilium assembly; centriole elongation.
CUGUGUGUGCGCGCGGCUAGUUUAGCUCCAGUUAAACUGAUUAUUACUUCACCGGAGAGCGAUAAGAAACAUGUCAGCGAAGCGUUCAGGCUCUGUUUCGGAGAGACUGCCAGUUACGGUCUGUUUUUACUGAACUGAGGAAUGAAGAGUAAGAAACAGAAGUCUGCCAAAGCUGCAAGCCACAAAAGAAAAGUCCCCAGCGAUGUGUCUCCCUCAACAAGCCUCCCCCCUCUCGUUGAGGGUCAGCUGAGGUGCUUCCUGUGUGUGACAGUGAGCAGGGUCUUAUGGACAGUCCACAAGCCUCCGACGUCCUCGUUCAUCAGGGUGCGCUGGUGGGGCGAGUCAUCCAAUGGCACCCACUUCUUUCCAAGAGAUGCAUCCCAGGUGGCUCAGAGAACCGUCAAGAGCACAGCUCGUUACGCAAUCCGCUGCAGCCCGAAGCAGUUCACCUCAUAUCUUACAGAUAUGGGCUCUUUGGUGCUGGAGGUUUUAACUAAGCCGGAUCAUUUACCAGUCGCUCGGGCUCAAGUUGAUGGUAUCUACCGUCUGUCUGUGUCACAGCCUAUUAGUGGAUUUUACACUCUGGUGUCGCCAACCUCAGAAAAGCUGGGAGAAGUCCAGGUCUCCCUAAAUCUGGAGCCUCUGACUGAAGCCUUCGACAGCAGCAACUCGGCCCCUGGCACAGACACCAGCAUUGAUAAACUGCAGGUACCCAAAAUGAUGGACCCCCCGCCGCCAGUAGUCGUCACCACUGGAGGUGGGAAAGAAUCUGGCGGGAGCAGUGGUGGGAACACACCAAGAGGAAAAGACCACUUGUAUUUUCAAAAUGUCCAGAAGAAGACGCUGGAGAAUCAGGUUCCUACGUCCAGCACACUUCAAAACAGCGAAAUUGCUGGGAAUCCCUCGACAGCGGAGACAAGAAAUAAUGACAUCAUCUCAGUCAUUCUGGAGCGAGGAAACAAGCUCAGGAAUGCAAUGUUGGAGUCAGCUCUGAAUUGUAACGUCGACUCUUCUCUGCCUCUGAAGGACAGUCCUCUACCUCUACCUAAGAACAACAUCCAAACACCUAAAGAGUUGUUCCCUUUUACAUCAGGUAUGUUUCUUCAGGAUAUCCUGCAUGCAGACUCUGGGGAUGGAGCCUUCCCCUCAGACAGCGGCCUGGAUUGUCUGCCAGACAUGGACAAAAGAGCUGUGGAUCUGCUGCUUGGCAGCUCUGUGACAUCUGGACUGCCUCUGUGGGACAGCCAGGGGUCACCUCCUGACUCUCUCUCCGGCCACAGCAGUGUGUGUGGAGGCAGCGAGCUCAACGAUCCGCUUUACGAUCAGAGCUUGCUGGAAAAUCUGUUUUACAAAACUCCUCAUUUAGACAAUAGAGGGGACAACAGUCAAGGAGCAACAACAUCAAAUAAAACUCAUCCAGAGAAAUCGAGGCAAUCUGAACCUGGGAUCGGCCAAAGUCCAAAUUUAGAUGAACAGCAGUUUGCAGAUCGUGGCGAUGAUCUCUAUUCUUCAUUCAGUGAAGAGCAGUUCAAGUUACUGAGUCUAAUCCGAAUAGCAAGAGUUACCGUUGAGUCGCUGGCCGUUCCUGGAGGCGGAUCAGCCACCACAACCAGGAAGACCGUCAAAGGGAAACCUCUGCGCCCAUUACCCAGCAAGAAAUGCACUUAUUUUGUAGAGUAUGUUUUCCCGAUGACUUCAUCCUCUGGUCAGUUUGGGCGGAGUAAAGGUGGAGAUGUAGACGUGACUAGAGCCGUUUCCAGUAAAAUCACUUUUGGAGCUGUGAAGUUCCACCAGCUCUCUGUGUUUCCCGUCCACUUCAGCGCCGCAGCGAUCAAGCUGUGGUGGGAAAGUGAGCUCACUUUCAAGAUUUACUCAAGAAAGAGUGACCAGAAAAAACCUGUUUUUAUUGGUAAGGCCGUUCAUGCUCUGCGCAGUCUGCUGCAGAGCAAGGAGCUGAGUCAGUCCGUUGUUUUGCCGGUUUGCAACUCGGAGGGAACCAGAGAAACGCGGGACGUUGGACCUCUCACCGUUUCCAUAGAACUAGGAACACACAGCAAAAGUUUGUCUAAUAAAAAAACAGGGAAUGUGGUUGUGAGAGACACACUGCCUUUGAAAAUCGCAGCCAGCCCCGAAAGAGAACAUGUUAGAAGAUCUCAGCGUUCUGACAUGGAGGUCUUAACGGCUCCAGUGAUGGAUCAUCCCAGGCUGAACAUUUGGACUCCUCAGACACAUACAAGCAAACCGUUGAAUCCUCCUGGAAUCCGAACAUCUCCGCUCAAAUCUUCUCAGGCCGAAGAGGAGCCCCAGAUCCUUCUGCAUGCUUUACUCAUGGUUCCAGACGGGAAGAAGUUCAGCUGUGGGCCGCAGCAGGCUCCAAACGUCUUCUUGAACUGUAAGCUGUUCUGGUGUGAUGAGACGGCCAGAUCCACGGUCAGCUGGGGCCAGGCAAACCCCACCUUCAAUUUCGUUCAGGUAACACCAGUGGGAUUAACAACAAAACUUUUAGAGCGUAUGAAGAAUAACAUGAUGGUGAUUGAAGUAUGGCAGAAAACUGGAAGCUCUGUGAACGAUCGACUCUUCGGCCUCGUUAAACUACCUUUACAUCAGUUUUACAUGUCAUUUAGGGACCCGAAGAUCACCCAGCUCCUUCUGCAGGCACAGUACCCAGUUUUAGGGGUCGACUGCUACAUGCCUGUCGUCGAUGUAUUCUCAGGCUGCUGCAGGGGAAACCUCAGGGUUGUUCUGGCCAUGGGUCGGGCAGAGCAGAUCGUCUCCCUCCAGCGCACCAGACAUGAGGAGUACGACUUGUCGCCUCAAGGGGUGAGACCAGUUCACAUGCUUGAUCACCAGCCACACCCACAAACAAAGGUGAAUGCAGCAGAAGUGAGGCUUAUGAGGGAGCAUGUGUUUGUUCUGAGAGUGGAGAAAGUCAGCGGGCUGACCCCACUGCAGUCCACAGUGUGGGGAGAGGCUGACUGCUAUGUUCAGUACAGUUUCCCCACCCAGGAGUUCAACGCUGCCUCCAACAUUGAUCCGAGCCUCAUAGAGAGCAGCUUGAACGUGAAGCCGUAUCGUACCAUCACCACUCUUUGCGUCCCGGACCCGGUGUUUGGCCACACCGAGACUCACGUCCUUCUCGCUCCUGAAGGAAUUCCUGUCCAGCGACUGCUGCUCAGCUCGCUAUCGAGCCAAGGCCUGAGUAGUGGAGGAGGCAUCCAGUUUGAAGUGUGGUGCAGAUAUUAUUAUCCAAAUGUCAGAGAUCAGCUUGUGGCCACAGCAUUGCUUCCCCUGUCCAAAUUAUGUGCCAUGGCAACCAUGCAGAAACAACAAACUAACGAGGCUCAGAUGUUCUCCCUUCCCCUGGUUCCAAGGACUGAGGGCCACUCAGGAUUUCAACCUCAGCCUUCAGGUUUGCUGGAUAUUUGCAUUCGCUACAAGCACCGGCCUGUCCGACCUGAAGGACACGCUGGUAGAGGAGCUCCUUCCCGUGUUGUGACGCUUGUGGUUCAAGUGCACAGAGUGUGUGGGCUGAAGGCAGCAGCUAGAGCACUAUUGGAAGAAAACAAUCAAUCCAGUCAUUUAACAGAGGUUGGGGUGAACCCAUUCGUCACAGUCCAGCUGUCCUUCUUACCUGACAGCGAGAGGAGGUGUACCCGCACUGCGAACAGGACUUUCUGUCCCGACUUCGACCACCAUAUGGAGGUGGCCUGUGAUCUGUUGCUGCACAUGAGCAGCGGGGAAACCUGCAGCCUGGCUGAGCAACUGGAACAGGCGUAUGCUGUCUUUACUGUGUGGAACAGAGACAUUCAAAAAGCAUCUUCUGAGCAAAAGGAGAUCAUGUUGGGUUUUGUGAAAAUACCAUUGGUUGAUCUCAUUCAUAAAAGAACAGGUAUUUCGGGCUGGUUCGGGCUUUAUUUAGUUAGUAAAAAACGUCCUUCACAGCCGGAGCACAUCUUGGUCGGUGGCCUGGAGCUUUCCGUCAGCUUUGCUCACCACUCAGACAGAGAAAGGGUGAUUAAAGCUGCAGAGGGUUUGGGCUGGGAAAUGGCACAGCAAGAUGAUGAAGAAUCCUGGGAAGAAGGCAUGAGAAAACUGUCACUGACUUUUUCAAUGCCUAAAGCAUGGCUUCCUGUCCAUUGUCUGCUUCCUCCGGGGUCGAGCGAGCUUCAGCGCUCUACCUACUGCUACAUCAGGUACAAGUUCUUCGACCAGGACGCCGUCUGCUCCCGACUGAAGCACCCAUGUGUUGAGGGCGACCAAGCCACGGUGAGCUUUGAAGGAAGUAGAACUGUGGAGCUGAGAGUCACUCAGCCUUUGGUGUGGUAUCUGCGUGAGGAAAAACUGGAGGUCCAAGUGUGGGUCACCUUCUCUAAAAACAGGACUACGAGGCCAAGCGACUCAGACCGACUGGUGGGGUCUGCAUUUGUUGGUCUGGCUUCUCUAGCAAAGACUCCCAAGCAGAAGCAGUCCCUGAGUGGAGUGUACCCGUUGUUCAUGCGCUCUGCCGCCGAUCUACAAGGCGCGGCUCUCAGGGUGCACAUCACACCAUUGGAUGGUUCCGUUCCCACAAACCUGUCAGCUGCACAUGAGACCCAGCUGGACUUUGACAGUCAGGAGGAGAUCUUAUUGGAGGAAGUGGAAGAAAUAGAUGGCUCCCCGUUCGCGCCCAGAAAAUCCUCGCACACCCACAGCACACACAGGAGUAAACCCUCCAGGGAAUCUCCAGACCUGACGUCUGCGCAUCACGCAGAGGUGAGCGUGGAAGACUCUUUCCCUGUGACUGUGGCAGUGGACCGAGCCAUGCACCUCAAUCUGAAAGCUUGUCCUCUUACUGAGCGCACUGAAGGAACUCCUUGUUGCUGUGUUUCAUACGUCACCGCUGACUCGCCUGAACCAGUUUACACAUCUGUUGUAACCAACACAGACUGUCCUGUGUGGGACCAUCAGCACGAGUGCAGGCUUUCAAAGGAGCUGCUGGUCGAUCCACAUCAGUUUCUUGUGUUCAAAGUGUGGCAUAAAGGAGAAAUGGAGCGGGUGAUUGGAUUUGCCACUGUAGAUCUGUCUCCUUUACUCUGGGGUUUCCCGUCAGUGUGUGGUUGGUACAACAUCACAGACUUCAGUGGCCAGUGUCACGGUCAGAUUAAAGUGUCUAUAACUCCUUUGAGGGGAGUCCAGGACCUCCGUGGACAGAGAAAAAACACCAACGAUGAAGCUGCCAAAAACCCAUCAACCAGUCCUCUCAGCUACCAAACCACAGCCAUGUACAGCAGCUUCCCGUCCCACAUCAGCAGAUUCCCAGAGCAAAAGAUCUCGUCGCCAAACCACAACGACGUGCCUUUCUCUGAAAGGCCAAGUGAGAACGAUCGCCAUUUUGAGCACAUGGACAAAGUUCGUCUUUACCACCAGAAUCUGCAAGAACAAACGGCAUCUCUGUCUGUGUGUGGCGGCCCGACCGGCGACGUUAAUCCCUCCAGCUCAUUUUUGUUUUCAGCACUCAGGAGAAAACUUAGCGAGCUUGACAACAUUCAGCAGUACUUCAAUCGUAAGCUAUCGACUCCUACUUUUCCGCCUGCGACUGAACAAGUCGGCCACGACCAACAGGUGGAUCGCGGGUUGUUGAAGACCGACACGAGUCAGCUGCUCCUCAAGUCCAACCAGCUUGUUGGGGAAGUCAACAACAUCAUCAGUGGUCUACGAGGUCACUUCCUGGAAACAAUUCCCUCCAACACUCAGAGCUCAUCAGACUCACCUGGUGAACGCAGCAGCCCUCCGGCCGACUCAGACAGCAAGUCCAGUCCAAACAGAGCGACUCAUCAUCGUUUGGAUGUUGUGUCUCCGUUGCCUGCUGAGACAUCUGAGGACGACACCGACUCUGACCACGACGACAAAAAGGACGAGCAAAGCAGCAAGGACAGCCUGUCACAGGACGAACACCAAGAGGAUUUUAGACAGGACGAGGAAGAUGGCGAUGAUGAUGAAGGAGACGAGGAUUUCGAGGAGGUGGUGCUGCAGCCCAGGUCUCUGAAUGAGGUGACGUCUCUAACAGACAGAACCAGUCCUUGGACCAGCAUCCUGUCAGACCCCGACCUGGUUUCUGUAGAGAGCAUAGAGGAUCAUAAGGAGUCAGAAAUGAGUGAGAAUGAGGACAAAGGCCUGCAAGAAAAUCGAGACGGCUGUCUUUCCGAUGAGAAACGCACAGAAAAUGCUCACCGUACAGAGAGAGAUGAUGACAGGAUGCUACAAUCCGGUGAUCAGACAAAGGGGUCAAACAGCACCAACAGUUCAGAUGACGUGUCAUCAUCUCCACAGCCUGUCGUUGACACACACUGUGCUUCAGGAACUCAGAACACGGAUGAAAACCAGCUCCAGGCCUCAUUACCUGUGGAAGUUCCUAAUUUCUUCCUUCCGUCUCACCAACUGGAGGCAUCACUGAGAGCCAUGCGUUUAGCUCCAUCCUUCUGCCACACAUCUCAUGAAUCUGGUCAGGACUCCUCAGACCGCCACAGCGUUCCCUCUCGCAGAGGUCCCCGGCAACGGCCGGACAUGUCCCCUUCGUCCCUGAAGAAACAGACGGACAGAAUCGCAAAGAUAUUCGCAGCUCGUUUCGAUAAGUCCAGUUAGCUCAGUGGUUUUACGCCACAAUAAUUAUGUAAAUUCAUUUUUAUAUUUGUAUGUUUUAUAAAUAAAUAUUGAAAAAUGUGCUGCACUUUGAAA